Messenger RNA from Morchella importuna, 1845 nucleotides. RefSeq lists its product as uncharacterized. Gene Ontology annotation, molecular function: microtubule minus-end binding; gamma-tubulin binding. The coding region runs from base 1 to 1845 and encodes 614 amino acids. Gene Ontology annotation, biological process: cytoplasmic microtubule organization; mitotic cell cycle; spindle assembly. The record is from RefSeq and is a predicted model, not a curated record. The transcript has 5 exons. Gene Ontology annotation, cellular component: centrosome; equatorial microtubule organizing center; gamma-tubulin small complex. NCBI's taxonomy places the organism in Eukaryota, Fungi, Ascomycota, Pezizomycetes, Pezizales, Morchellaceae.
AUGGAUAAACAUGAGACCCAAGCACUUCAUCCCCGCGCCAUCAAACAGACCCCAAGAUAUUCAAUGGCCGAAGGACGAAAUCAUCGCAUCGACCACGCGCUCUCUUCGCUUAUCGAAACAUUUUUGCGCGCUGGACCAGAUGAGGGCCAGGAGGCCUACCACGAGAGACAUGAUGCUGCGUUGGACAGAGCACAGCAGAUUAUCGAUAGCCAGGGAAAACCGAGUGUCGUGAUGGAUGUACAACAUAUUGUUGAUUGUAUCAAAAAUAAACUCGUUAGAGAUCAUAAAUCGCCCGAUCCAGCAUUACGAUUUUCACAUCUGUGCGCCAAACUUCUAAACCAACGAGUCCUCUCACAAAAAUGGGCUGUUCUCUACUUACUCCAUGAGCUUGCCGAUUCGCCACAAUAUGCCGCCCCCGUAGGUGAUCAAACCUUUGUCAUGGCUCCUAGCGCAGGGAACGCAGUGUUUUCAGAAGCCUUCAGCUAUAUGGGGUUACACAGAUUACCAGGACGUGAAAAGGCUCGAGGGCCUGGGGGUGGUGGUUUAGUGGGCGGGGAUCUUGGAGGACAAUGGGGAAGUUUAGGAACUGGAGCUGACGAGGGGGCAAUGAGGACCAAAGCGGAGCUAUUAGCGGAGAGGGAUGAUGGAAUUGAACCGAGUGAGCAGACUCUUCUUUCAUGCUUGCCGUUUACACUUCUUGGUCUUUCAUCAACCUCACUGCCAUUUAACCCUGCAACUAUCCCACCGAAUGCGAAAGAUACCACAAUGCAGAAGUUUGUGAUAUCUAUCCCGCCAAGCUUGCCGUUACCUCUAGUAUCCUUGCUACACACAUUAGCAGAACCGUCACUAUUAUAUAGGUCACUCAAUGAGUUUGUGGAGUCGUCAUUCGAGGGUGAAGUCCAUGGAGGGCUAGUUGGGCAAUCUCUCAAGUCUGCCAUGGGUUUAGAGCUUAGGGGAUAUAUUAACCUUAUUGGCGGGCUAGAAAGUGAGAUCCGGAGGGCAGUUGCAACAUCCGAUACCAACAAAGGAGUGAGAGCGGCCGGAGUCACUCUGAAAAGAUGUGUUGUCUGGACAAGAGAGGCGACUAUGGGGCUGAGAUUGAUGAGCUUGAUUGUUGAACAAACGAAAGAUAAAAAGGGCGGACAACUUAUUUCCACCAUUCACACAUUUGCAUCAUCACAUGGUGACCCUUUUGUGCAUUCAUUUGCUGAACGUUUGUUGAGCCACGUUACUCGUCCUUUCUAUGAUAUGCUCCGACACUGGAUCUAUGAUGGCGAACUUACCGAUCCUUACCUGGAGUUCUUUGUUAUUGAACAAAACCCGAGUAUCCCUGAUAUGGGCGGUGCCAAAGUUGGUGCCUCUUCCGUAUGGGAGGAUAAGUACACUAUACACUCAUCGCAAGUUCCAACAAUAAUCACAGAGUCCUUCGCAAAAAAGGUAUUCCUCAUCGGAAAAUCACUCAACUUUAUUCGUCAUGGCUGUAGCGACGCAGAGUGGGUGAUGAGCUACUCAAAAUCUACCUCUAAAGAGCUUACGUAUGGAGAUACUGCCCGCUUAGAGAUGAGCAUCGACGAGGCCUACAAAACCACCAUGGCCAGAUUAAUUGAACUCAUGUCAACUAAAUUUAAAUUAUUUGAUCAUCUUCGUGCUCUUAAGAAGUUCUUAUUGCUAGGACAAGGGGACUUUAUUGCAUUACUCAUGGAAGGAUUAUCAGGGAGUUUAGAAAGACCUGCAAACGCUCUCUACCGUCACAAUCUUACUGCACAACUGGAGCACGCGAUCCGUGGGUCCAAUGCACAAUUUACAAAUACAGCGCAGCCAGACCUCCUAAUCCGGGUAGACUAG